CAAAGAUCUUUCGGCAAUCGCCGAUGCCCUAUCAAUAUAUAUCUGAUAAGGUCUCGGUUAUCACGCCGUGCCAUCACGCACACCAGUAGCGGCAGACACCAUGUGGAGGACGACUGUGUUCGUGUUGAUUAUCAUCGUUUGCUCUUAUGCAGACCCGAUAGACCGGCAGCGGCUCAACAUAACUGUGCAGAGCCCCCCGCUGCGCCCGGCCACCAACAGGAUCAUCGGCGGCACCGAAACCACCAUCGAGCAGUACCCUUUUGUUAUUCAGCUACGUGUGAACAACCAGCUUCAGUGUGGAGGCUCGCUGCUGACCAUGCGGCAUGUGCUCACUGCGGCACACUGCUUCUACGAUCAACUGAACAAUAUUAUCCCGCCUUCAGUUCUCAGCAUCCGCGCGGGAUCCUCGAGACUUUCAUCUGGUGGAAGCAUCGUCCGUGUUUCCAUGUACGUGGUCCAUGAGGCGUACAACCACUUGACCUUAGACAACGACAUCGCAGUGGUGGUUCUAGCGUCCACCCUCCGAAAUAGCACCAGUAUCAACUCUUUGGGGAUCCCUAACUUGGGCUUCGUGGUUCCGGACAACUCGACCGUGGUGCAUGCGGGGUGGGGACGCACUGAUAUGAACGUCCAUACGCCGUCUGAAGUCCUCCGCCACGUAGCGGUGUACGUCGUCAACCACACGCUGUGCGCGACACGCUACCGCGAGAUUCAGGUGCUGCAGGGCGUGCCGGCCACCAUCACGCAGAACAUGAUCUGUGCUGGGGUCAUCGAUGUUGGCGGUCGUGACGCGUGCCAGGGCGACAGCGGCGGCCCGCUGCUGUUCAACAAUGUGCUGGUGGGCGUCAUCUCCUGGGGCGCCGGCUGUGCGCAGGCGCGGUAUCCCGGGGUCAACGCCCGCGUCUCCAGCUACACCAAUUGGAUCAACGCUACGAUAACGCAUUACAACGUCGGUUCGCGCUUGCACCACUUCAGCAGCCUGUCGUUGGUGGCCCUCGUCUCCCUCGUAGUGAUCUUUAGCAAACAUGAUAUUUUGUAGAUAUUACUAGUUUA
Plodia interpunctella (Indianmeal moth) is the source of this 1053-nucleotide messenger RNA. RefSeq names its product trypsin CFT-1-like. Gene Ontology annotation, biological process: proteolysis. The record is from RefSeq and is a predicted model, not a curated record. The transcript has 8 exons. NCBI's taxonomy places the organism in Eukaryota, Metazoa, Arthropoda, Insecta, Lepidoptera, Pyralidae. Gene Ontology annotation, molecular function: serine-type endopeptidase activity. The coding region runs from base 101 to 1039 and encodes 312 amino acids.